Molecule: messenger RNA, 802 nt
Organism: Rhinolophus ferrumequinum (greater horseshoe bat)
Lineage: Eukaryota; Metazoa; Chordata; Mammalia; Chiroptera; Rhinolophidae
Gene: ATP5PO
Product: ATP synthase peripheral stalk subunit OSCP
Exons: 7
Coding region: 84-725 (213 amino acids)
Biological process (GO): proton motive force-driven mitochondrial ATP synthesis
Cellular component (GO): membrane
Molecular function (GO): proton-transporting ATP synthase activity, rotational mechanism
Source: RefSeq, a predicted model, not a curated record
GGCUGAAUGGCUACGCGGACGCACGCGUGCGCCCUUGCGUCUCUCUUCCAACUUGGGUUUGACCUACAGUCGCCCGGGAGAAGAUGGCAGCCCCAGCAGUGUCCGGGUUCUCCCGGCAGGUGCGAUGCUUCAGUACAUCUGUGGUCAGGCCAUUUACCAAGCUUGUGAGGCCACCUGUUCAGAUAUAUGGUAUCGAAGGUCGUUAUGCCACUGCUCUGUAUUCUGCUGCGUCCAAGCAGAAUAAACUGGAACAAGUAGAAAAGGAAUUGUUGAGAGUAGCACAACUCUUGAAGGAACCCAAAAUGGCUGCCUCAAUUAUGAAUCCCUAUAUAAAGCGAUCCAUUAAAGUGAAAAGCCUAAAUGACAUGACCACAAAAGAGAAGUUUUCUCCCCUCACAUCCAACCUGAUGAAUUUGCUUGCUGAAAAUGGUCGCCUGAACAAUACCCCUGGAGUCAUUUCCGCCUUUUCCACCAUAAUGAGCGUGCACCGUGGGGAAGUACCUUGCUCAGUUACCACCGCAUCUCCUUUAGAUGAGGCCACUCUUUCUGAAUUAAAAACGGUGCUGCAGAGCUUCCUAAGUAAAAAUCAGAUACUGAAAUUGGAAGUUAAGACUGAUCCAUCAAUCAUGGGUGGAAUGAUUAUCCGUAUUGGAGAGAAAUAUGUUGAUAUGUCUGCAAAAACCAAGAUUCAGAAGCUGAGUAGGGUUAUGCGGGAGGUUUUCUGAAAGUGAAAGGAAUUGAUUUUCUGUCAGGGAAAAUUCUUCAACUUGGAGCAACAAUAAAAUGCUUCCUGAACAGAACA